Molecule: messenger RNA, 3688 nt
Organism: Linum tenue
Lineage: Eukaryota; Viridiplantae; Streptophyta; Magnoliopsida; Malpighiales; Linaceae
Source: the annotation of a GenBank genome assembly
UUGGAUGCAAGAGAGCGCGGCGAGGUCCCCGAUGGCCGACCGCUCGACUACCUCAGGUUCAGACGGUUGCGGAGAACUUCUGUGCGGGUUGUCGUUGUUGGCCUUUCUGCCUUUGUGCGGCUUCGCUCCGAUUCUCUUCUCCUUCUUGGUGAUGGGAUUUCGGCUGGCGCUCUAAUCACACUAAUAGCUAACUCCAUCGUCUUUCCAUGGCGUGGUGGUGCAAUUGGGCGAUGGGAGCAUAGCUUCGGAACGUCCUUUCCAUCACCAACGGCCCGACACAUCAUCGCUAACAUGAAAUUCACCUGCUCGUCGGCGGCAGGCAGGGGAAGCGAACGAGCAACAGUUUUGCAGGAUAACAUAUCCGAUAGGGUAAGUGGGUUGCGGUUACAGUCCCAUUCUUUUGCAACGAAACGAUCAUCAACCAGCAAUCCAGCAUUCCUCUCCUCCAAACUGCAGACUAGAAGCUCGCUCCUGAACCAGCGCCCUCUACUUUGCGACGUUGCCUCGGCCUGCACAGCGAUCGACGCCGACGCCGCCGCCGCUCACCAUCCGAAACAGAAAAUGCUUCAAUCUCCUUUAAAUUUUAGAAUAUUUGGCGCCGGCCGUGUCGUUUGUGCCUGCAGAAUCGGACUGCAGGGCGGCAGAAGAAGUACUCUGACUUCUCUUCUUGUAAUUCUGAUUCCUGGCGCGACGCAGAAACUGCACGUCUCAGCAUCAUUUAGGGGAAUAGCCAACAUCAGGGAAAUGUUCCCGUCACCGCGCAAGUUGUUGCUGCAGGAAGGUGGUUCUCUCCAUAGAGCAUCACAAAUGGAACAUUCACACUCCCAGCAGCAACGAAGAUCCAGCAUGAUCCCUGUUUCUCCUUCUUCUCUUCACUCCCUGCGGACAAGAAGCUUCAAAGAGCCGUCAGUUCCAUCAGAGGCGAACUCGAACAAUAACAGUAAGAAUGAUAAGGGGGUAAAUGUGCAGGUCAUUCUCCGUUGCAGGCCGUUGAAUGAAGAUGAGAAGCAUUUGGUAUCUCAUGCAGUGAUUUCUUGCAAUGAGAAGAAGGGAUUAGUGUCUUUGGUCCAGAAUACAGCUCACAAGCAGAUAGAUAAGAGCUAUCAGUUUGACAAGGUGUUUGGUCCUACAUGCGAGCAGACGGAUUUGUUUGAUUCAGCUGUGACUCCAAUUGUGAAUGAAGUUCUCGAGGGUUACAAUUGUACCAUUUUCGCUUAUGGACAGACUGGAACUGGUAAAACUUACACAAUGGAAGGAGGGAUGGUGUCCGAGGAUGGGGAGUUUCCUAGUGAUGCUGGUAUCAUUCCACGAGCUGUUCAACAAAUAUUUGAGGUUCUGGAAGCCAGAAGUGAAGACUACAGCAUGAAAGUGACGUUUCUGGAGCUUUACAAUGAGGAGAUAAUGGACCUGCUGGCGGACUCUGAUGAAAGUGUUACUGCUAGCGCGGAUGAGAAACUGAAGAAGCCAAUAGCCCUCUUGGAAGAUGGCAAGGGAGGUGUUUUCAUAAGAGGGUUAGAGCAGGAAUUGGUCUCUUCUGCUAAAGAAAUAUACAAGAUCUUGGAGAAAGGCUCUGCCAAGAGGCAGACUGCUGCAACACUGCUUAACAAAACCAGCAGUCGUUCUCACACCAUAUUCUCGAUUACGAUUUACAUCAAGGAGGAAGGUUCUUCAGUUGGCGAGGAACUUGUGAAGUGUGGGAAACUUAAUCUUGUUGAUCUUGCUGGGUCUGAGAAUAUCUCACGCUCUGGAGCAAAAGAGGAACGAGCGAGGGAAGCUGGAGAGAUCAACAAAAGCUUGUUAACGCUAGGCCGCGUAAUCAAUGCAUUGGUUGACCAUUCUGGGCAUGUUCCAUACAGGGACAGUAAAUUGACAAGGUUGCUAAGGGAUUCACUAGAUGUACUGUUGACGAAUCAGGUGAAUCAGAGGACAAUAAAAGCUGAGCUGCUCAAGGAUCUUUACUCUGAGAUAGAUCGUCUUAGGCAAGAACUAUAUGCUGCUAGAGAGAAGAAUGGCAUGUAUGUACCAGUUAAUCGUUACCUGGCUGAAGAAGCUGAGAUGAAGGCGAUGGUUGAGAAAGUUGAGAAUUUGGAACUAGAAUUAGAAAUCAAAGACAAGCAUCAUAUGGAACUUCAGAGCCUUUAUGAUGAUCAGCAGCUUCAGACAGCUGAACUAAGAGAAAAACUUUUAAAGACACAGGGUACUGAAGGACUUCUAUCAGAAGUUGUGAAUUUCAAUGGCAGUUAUGGCAGUAGCAUCAAGUCAUUGGAAAACAUAGCUGGGGAACUCGACGAGGGUUACCAGCAAGCAUUCUCCAAUGUAACUUCAGAAGUCCUGAGAAACUCUACUACUCUUGUUGAGCAUGUAGAAGAAAAGUUUAUGGAAAUACAUGGCAUCCUCAAAGUCGUACAAACUGAGUUGUUUACAGAAGAGGAAAAACUUGCCAAAUAUGCACAGCAGCUUCAUGAGACUCAUUCCAAGACAUUGCAAAUGACCAAAUCAAUGACUGAAGCUAUGACAAGCUUUACUUCGAAAUUAGGCAUCCAUGCUUCGAACCUGUCUCGAAUAGCAGAAGAGACCCAAUUAACUACUGGUAGAAAGCUAUAUGAGCUCGAGAAGGAGUUUGAGGUAAGUGCCGCUUUGGAGAAGGACCUGAUGUUGGAGAAAAUAGCAGAGAUGUUGGAUAGUUCAAAUGCUCGGAAGAAAAAGCAGGUUCAAACAUCAAUUAGUAGCCUUCUGGAAAGUAUGGGUACAGGGAACUGCAACUUACAGCUUGAGCUCUCGAGCCUGGACAAUGUUGCUUCUUCUGUCAACUGUGAAUGGAGAGAUCACUUGGAGACAGCAGAGGCUAAAUAUGCUGAAGUCGUGAGUUCAGUGACAAAUGGGAAAGUUGACUUGGAAGCACACCUUCAUCAAUGCCUAGCAAAAGCAAGAAGCGGAGCCACAAAGUGCAAAGACGCAUACGAAUCGAUUCUUGAUCAGCAGAAGAGAAGCAUAGAUUCUGUUUUUGCCAUUGCCGGGGAUGGAGUAGAAACCAACCAUGAGACCUUCGAAAAGCUUACAUCAAUAGCUACAUCUACACUUAAACAAUCUGACAUUGCAAACCAGUCUCUCAUACGCACCAUCUCAAGUCUACUGACACUGGACCAUGAAGCAGAAAACAACAUGAAGAUGAUCGUUGCUCCUUCUAUCAAGGAUAUGAAGAACCUUGAUGGCGAUCACCAAGACGGAGUGCACAAGAUCAAUGAAAAUGCAGGGCAAUGCCUAGUUAGUGAAUACAAGGUUGAUGACACAUGCACCUCACUCACAAAGGCAAAAUACAGCAUUCCAAGCAGUACAACCAUUGAGGAGCUGAGAACACCAGACUUUGAAGUAUUAUUAAGUGCUUUAAACUCUGGGGAUUCGGCAGCAGAACAUGACUUCGAUGAAUCAAAGACUUCGCUAGUUUCUCAGGAUUCUGAAGACAACAUUUUGUGUCCUUCGCCAAGAGCUGCCCUCAUAGCCAUCAAUUGAGGGUCAACCAAGAGACCCUCAAUUUCCUUGGCCCAAAUACUUAUUUGUUGAGGCAAAACCAAGUGUUGAUGUUUAUAUCUAUAGCUGACAAAAGUAAAUUUCGGGGUCAUUCCGAUCAACCUUCCUUCCUAUUACUCAGGAAGUUCUCAGAAAAAGGAGAUAGUUUUAUGGAUCACAC